Sipha flava (yellow sugarcane aphid) is the source of this 1139-nucleotide messenger RNA. RefSeq names its product tRNA (cytosine(38)-C(5))-methyltransferase (gene Mt2). The record is from RefSeq and is a predicted model, not a curated record. NCBI's taxonomy places the organism in Eukaryota, Metazoa, Arthropoda, Insecta, Hemiptera, Aphididae. Gene Ontology annotation, molecular function: methyltransferase activity. The coding region runs from base 144 to 1139 and encodes 331 amino acids. The transcript is spliced from 4 exons.
ACUUUUUUUUUUUAUCUAUACUUAAACAAUAAUAUUUUUACGUGGUUUUAUGGGAACUGAUACUUGAGUUCGAAUUCAAAACAGUGUUAAGGUAAUUGUUACUUAUUUACCUUGACUAUAUUGGCCCGAGCUUUUGUAGCAUCAUGAGAGUCGUGGAAUUCUUCAGUGGCAUCGGUGGGAUGCAUUUCGCUUUAAAAGAAUGCGACAUGACAGAUUUCGAAGUAGUUCUAGCCGUUGAUAUAAAUACCGUGGCUAAUACAGUGUACAGGCAUUUCUUCCCAUCCACAAAUCUUAGGGAUUUGAACAUUGUUUCUCUUAGCCCUGAACAAUUUGAUGCUUAUUCACCAGAUAUGCUGUUAAUGAGUCCCCCGUGUCAACCAUUUACAAGAAAUGGCCUCGUUAAGGACAUUGGUGAUGAUAGAACUAAACCUCUGCUACAUAUUAUUGAAAAUAUAAUUCCAAAAUCACGAUCCCUCAAGUAUAUUUUAGUUGAAAAUGUUAAAGGGUUUGAAUGUUCUUUGGCUAGAAACAAACUUGUUGAAUCUUUGAGUCAGUCUGGUUUUACUUAUAGAGAAUUUCUGCUCAGUCCUGUACAUUUUGGUAUAUGCAAUUCAAGGCUCAGAUACUAUUUAUUGGCAAAGAAAAAACCAUUAGAUUUUGCCAUUCCUUUGCAAAAUGAUAUUAUAACUGAAAAUCAUUGGGACAAUAAACUGUGUGAACAUGUUAAACAAGUUUCAGAUGUGUUAUGUGAAUCUGAAACAGAAUUAAAAGAAUAUUUAAUAAAUGAUAAACAGUUAUUAAAAGGUGCCAAAGCUUUGGAUAUUGUCACCAAACAUUGUAAGAGGUCAUGUUGCUUUACACGUUCCUAUAGUUCAUAUUUAUGUGGUACUGGUUCAGUAUAUUCAAGUUUAUGCGAAGAAAAUGUUGAAAAUAUUAAAAAAAUCAUUAAUGAUAAUGAAAGUAAUUUAGAAGUAUUAAAAAGUCUAAAACUAAGAUUUUUUACACCAGCAGAAAUUUCACGAUUUAUGUGUUUUCCUAAAUUAGAUUUUCCAGUUAACAAAAAAAAAGCUUAUCAGCUAUUGGGUAAUAGUAUAAAUGUUUAUGUUGUAUCUAGGCUUUUAUGUGUAUUAUUAUCUUAA